AUUUCAUACGACACCCCUCAUUAUCCCAACGAGCGACUCUACGAUGCCUUCGGACUCUCUUUUAAUAACACCUACAUAAUAGCGAUUAAUACAUAAGCUCUAGCAGAAGCAUUUCACUCGCUCCAAAAUGUCCGCAUCUCCCACGGGCGAGUCCUCAGCCAAUACCAACUCCGCGAAUGGUAUCAAUCCAGCCGAUGAGAAACCACGGUUAUCGGAACAUGAGAAGAAGGCUAAUCAUAUUGCUUCUGAACAGAAACGUCGUCUAGCAAUCCGCGAAGGCUUUGAUCGAUUGGCAGAAUUGGUUCCUGGAUUGGAAGGUCAAGGAAGAAGCGAGAGUGUAGUUUUGAAGAAGACUGUGGAUUAUAUACGGAUACAAUUAGAAGAAAGGCGCAUGCUGGUUGAAGAGGCUGAGGGUUUGGGAGUCGUUAUUGAAGAAUUGAAGAGGGAAGCACCUGAAGCGGGAACUGCAGGAUUAGCCAGUCGUGGGGCAGCAUGGGGAGAUGGAAGUGGUUAAUAUGAGAAAUGAGUGUGGAUCCGGGUAUGGGCAUUGGUACGGGGCAUUUCAGAUUGGCGUUGGCGCGUGGGGAAAUACUUAUGGCUUACAUGGUCGGCGUUCUAUUGUUGAGGAUUGGCGGCACGAUACCUUCUGGGAGAAUAUCCGGAGGUGAUAGGGGACGACGAAACAUGUCAACCUUUGAGACAUAACGACGAAUGAAUUGUCCGGUGAUAAUCAGUACACGGUAUUAUUAAACUGGUUGAUGGGCGGUGGGAUAGAGUGGAAUAAAUGGUUAAAUCCCCAAUAGAUCCAUUGCUGUCGUCGUGCUUUGGGCGAUAACACAAUAUUUUUAUAUACGAAUGGCGGUCUAGAUUUUAUGGUGCUAAGUUUGGCCUUCGCAACCUGCCCCUCGAAUCUUUCUUAUACUAAAAGAUACUACAUAGUAUUUAUCGAACGGGAUUUAUCAUGCCACUAUUGAAUAUCUAAUUUUCAGGGACAAACGCUUCUAAACUUACUAUCCAAUUGGUAUCGUGACAUAGCUGACUGCAAAUCCAAGUAUCGUAGCGCGGACAUCGCGCUCAUUCAGGUAAACCUACGUCAAAAAGCAAUUUGAAGACGCCGGCAAUACAAGUCAUGGCUUUAUUCAAGACAGAUGAGAUUGAAUCUCGAGUAUUUGGCGUUAUGAUCUACCAACUAAAUCAACAUAUUGACAAGUAACAGAAUCUAAGUCCCAUACCUACUAAUAGCUAGGCAUGUAAGCAAACCUCGAUCACUUCACUACUCAUCG
Molecule: messenger RNA, 1283 nt
Organism: Botrytis porri
Lineage: Eukaryota; Fungi; Ascomycota; Leotiomycetes; Helotiales; Sclerotiniaceae
Exons: 2
Coding region: 128-514 (128 amino acids)
Biological process (GO): regulation of transcription by RNA polymerase II
Molecular function (GO): protein dimerization activity; DNA-binding transcription factor activity, RNA polymerase II-specific; RNA polymerase II cis-regulatory region sequence-specific DNA binding
Source: RefSeq, a predicted model, not a curated record